AUGCAGUCGAUCCGGCAAUAUCAAAAGAUCAAGGCGCAGGUUCGCGACAUUUGUCUCAAUACCGACCUUGCAAGUCUCGAAAAGUCGAUUGAUACCGAUUUAUCCACCCCCGUGGAUGAGGAGGAGAAGCUGUCCUCGACCUCACCUUCACCCUCACAGAUCCCGGGUGUGCAAGUUCGAAACGUUGUCGGAAGCGAUGGCCAGAAGGAGCACGUUUUCAUUGUGGGCUGGGAUGGCGAUAUCGACCCGGUGAGACCUCAGAACUGGACUCCCACUCGUCGAUGGGUUGCAACUACGAUGUUAUGUUUGAUUUCCAUGAUGGGUGCGGCUGCUUCUUCCAUCGACGCCGCUGUUGAACCCCAAUCUACUGAAGCUUUCCAUGUUAAAGAUGAAGUCGGUACUCUGACGACUGGUUGCUAUCUUUUCGGUUUCGCCGUUGGAUCGCUCGUGGCGGGCUCGUUCUCUGAAACCUUUGGUCGCAAUAUCGUGUACGUUGUAUCGGGAGCUAUCUUUAUGAUCUUCAUCAUGGCCAAAGCCUUGGCACCCAACUUUGGCACUGCCAUUGCCUUUCGUUUUCUCGCGGCUUUCUUCGGCUCAACACCCCUGACCUGCGCUGGAGGAUCAAUUGCCGAUAUUUGGACACCUCUGGAAGCAACAUUCAGCUUGCCGGUCAUGAUGAUCAUUGCAUAUGCCGGACCAAUGCUUGGACCCGUGAUUUCGGCCUAUAUGGGCGAGAGUUCGGUCAUCAACUGGCGAUGGGCUGAUUGGAUCAUGCUGAUCUACGCCGGGCUGAUCAUGGGGUUGGUUUUUCUCUUCCAGCCUGAGACUUAUGAGCCCUUACUACUCAGUUGGAAGGCCGAGCAUUUCCGCAAAAUCACGGGAGACAAUCGAUUCAAGACCGAGGCGGAGGCGACAGAAAGCUCAUCUCUAUGGACCCGUCUUCGAACCAGCAUUUAUCGACCAUUCCUCUUCACGUACACCGAGCCGAUCAUCAUGUUGUUCACCUUUUAUUUAAUCAUCAUCUAUAUCGUUCUGUUCACUUUCAUGAGUGGAUAUCCCUUUAUCUUCCAGGAAGUGUACGGAAUAUCCCAGGGACUGACCAACAUACUAUGGGUGGCGCAGAUCGUCGGUGAUCUUUUCGCUCUUUUCCUAGUCCCUCUGCUAUACUCCUGGACGAAGAAAGAAUAUCAAAAGGCAACGGCAGAGGGCAAGUCCUUGAAACCGGAAGUGUGUCUUUACUAUUCCAUGAUGGGUGGUUCAAUCUUCCUUCCAGUCUCGCUCUUCUGGAUGGGUUGGACUUGUUAUCCCGACAUCAGCAUCUGGUCCCCCAUCAUCGGAUCCGCAUUCUUCGGUUACGGUCUCAUCACCGUCUUCACCAGCAUUUACCUCUAUAUAAUCUUCGUGUACCAAACAUAUGCCGCAUCUGCCCUCAGUUUCAUGACUUUCGGACGUUACAUGGCCUCGGGGGCGAUGGCCGUUGGUGCGAUUCCGAUGUAUCGUAAUCUGGGGCCUCACUACGCGCUGACUAUUCUGGCUUGCAUUGCUGCUGUGAUGGCUCCUGUGCCUUUCCUUCUCUACCGAUAUGGCCAUGUUAUUCGCCGGAUGAGCAAGCGGGCUCAGAACAAGGAUUGA
Molecule: messenger RNA, 1632 nt
Organism: Aspergillus glaucus CBS 516.65
Lineage: Eukaryota; Fungi; Ascomycota; Eurotiomycetes; Eurotiales; Aspergillaceae
Product: MFS transporter
Exons: 3
Coding region: 1-1632 (543 amino acids)
Biological process (GO): transmembrane transport
Molecular function (GO): transmembrane transporter activity
Source: RefSeq, a predicted model, not a curated record